Messenger RNA from Volvox carteri f. nagariensis, 315 nucleotides. RefSeq lists its product as uncharacterized. The record is from RefSeq and is a predicted model, not a curated record. The annotation marks the transcript as partial. NCBI's taxonomy places the organism in Eukaryota, Viridiplantae, Chlorophyta, Chlorophyceae, Chlamydomonadales, Volvocaceae. The transcript has a single exon.
GCUUUUUGUCGGGAUCGUGACCGCGACGACUUCCAUAGAUUGUGGGUCAACUUCCUGGCGCCCAACUCGCCACAGCGCCUACUGGCCGCCAGCCAGCGACCCGCGCCGCCAUCCUCGCUCCCUACAGCAGCACAUGCACACCUAGCACAGCAGCCACUUCAACAGCCGCAGCACCCGCAGCUCGGGUCUGUGCUGACCGGACAAUCUUCAUCGAUGGGCGCCAUACCCACCCUGUUGCUGUCCACCAACGGUGCCAGUAUGGCCGAUCGGCUGGAUCUGUACGGCGCGUUUGCGUCGUACCUCCGUGAGCAACAG